UGCAUAUUUACCUUCCAUUGUAAUAAAUUAUAUUGUCGCAAUGUUAAAUAGAACCUAUACAAAUAAGUAAUGCGUUUAAACAAAGCAAUCUGUGCCAUUUGAAACGAAAUAUUAUUUUUAAUUUUAGUAAAUCGACGGUCAUAAUUUAAUCCCUUAUUUUCCAAGGCGCUUCUUCAAUAUUUAAACUUACUACAAAACUGUAUUUUUUAUUUCAGAUUAACUUACAAAUCAUUGCAGUCUCUGCUGAUAAUUACACGGCGAGCUUGAGUAAAAUGAACGUGAACGCUGACGUCGUAACGCAAGAUGUGAACGAGACACCUCUCAUUCUCGAAGCACACCUUGUUAUAGCAGCGGAAGUUUUGUCCAAUCAAUCUUAUACCGUUCUCAAAAAUUUGGCUGCUGCCUUAAAACCUGGUUGUUUCAUUCUUCUGGAGGAGACCGCUGCGCGACUGGAUUUGGAAACCGCAUUGAAAGAUACUGACUUAACAUUAGCUAGCAGACAAACUGAUCCUGUAGGAAAGACUUACUUGUUGUUGAAGAAACGGCAGAAAGGGAGAAAAUCGACAGUAAUUCAUAUCACAGAGAAAAAUCUAUCGUGGCUGGAAGGUGUGAAAGCAGCAUUGAAGGAAUCUGUCAGCAUAGAUCAAGAAGUGCUCCUUGUAUCACAGGGCGAAGAAACGCUUGGCUUGGUCGGGCUCAUGGCUUGUAUACAAUGCGAGAUAGGCGACGCAUAUGCGCGUUAUGUCUUUAUCCAGGACAAGAACGCUCCCAA
Molecule: messenger RNA, 772 nt
Organism: Vollenhovia emeryi
Lineage: Eukaryota; Metazoa; Arthropoda; Insecta; Hymenoptera; Formicidae
Exons: 2
Source: RefSeq, a predicted model, not a curated record